CUUGACCUCCGCCUGCCUGUGUCUGUCUCCGUAACAUGGUUAAGAUAAUCGUGUGGAAGAGGUACAGUGACUUUAAGAAACUACACAAAGAAUUGUGGCAGAUUCACAAGAACUUGUUCCGCCACUCGGAAUUGUUUCCUCCAUUUGCAAAAGGAAAAGUAUUUGGGCGAUUCGAUGACGGCGUCAUUGAAGAGAGAAGACAGUGCGCCGAAGACCUGCUGCAGUUCUCCGCCAACAUUCCUGCUCUGUACAGCAGCAGACAGCUCGAGGCGUUUUUCAAGGGCGGCGUGGUCCAGGACGGCUCUGAGCUGAUUGGGCCGGCCCAGGCGCGCUCGGGCCCCCUCCCCGACAGCCUUGCCGAGCGUGGCACAGAAGGGUUUUCCAGCGACAGCGACCUGCUCUCCCUCACCCUUGACGCGGACUCUCUCGCCGAGGCAGACGAUGGAAUGGCUUCCGCUCAGAGCUCCCCGGCCAGGGCCCGCGGCCUCCAUCUCCCUCCGGACGCGUCAGCGCCGGGGCCCGCUGCGCGUGCCGGCGACCGGAGCGGCUCGGAGGAGGGGCUGGAGAGCCGCAGCCGCUUCCGCGGCAGCCUCAAGGCCAGGCUGGGCAAGCGGGACUACCUGGAGAAGGCGGGGGAGUGGAUCAAGCUGGCCUUGCAGAAGGAGGAGGCCGAGGACUACGGGGCGGCGUCUGCUUUCUACAGGAGAGGGGUCGACCUGCUCCUCGAGGGCGUUCAAGUGCCGGGCGUGCGCUCGCCGCUCAGGACGCCUGGGCCCCCACCCCGGGCCCGGGCUUGCCGCUCUGCCGGGGAUGCGGGCCUGCUGGGGCUGACCGUCCAGGCAGAGCUGGCCUCCCGGAAGCUCGGUUUGGCCUUCGGCGGCGCCUUUCGCUUAGACAAGCAGAGUGACGCCGCGGCUCGUGCCGCCCGGCACUGCGACCCCAGGCCGGUCGGGCUCGCCCAGCUUCUUCCUUCCAGGAAGACCAGCGCCGCUGUUGCCCGGGGGCUUGGCGCGAGUGUCCCUGUGGGCAGCGCCCGGAGCGGCCACCCGCACCCCAUGGUGUGGAGGGUGGAGGUAACGGCUGCGGAGCGAGGCCGUGUGGCAGCUAACUGGGCUCCGUGGGGCGGGGAUUUGCGCCCCCAGGGCCACCCGCCAGGCUUCGGGGAGAAGGCCGAACCCCGGGAGCGGGGAGGGGGCCUCUGCCCCGCCCGCUCCCGGCCCAGCCUCUCCGUCCUUGCGGGAUCUCACCACGCGCUCGUGGCGGCCAGUGGCGUUUCCGGAGGGACCGCCGGCCAGUGCGUGCCGGGUCCACUCCCGGGCAUCGCAUUUGCACCGGGGCUACCUGGUGGUGACCGGUCGCGUCGGAAGCUGUUACCGUGGCUUCAGGUCAUUGAUUCGAGCGUCCAGGCGCCGUUCGAUUUUGCCAUCUGGUUGCGGUUUUAUGAUUUUGGCCGGAGACGAGGUGGCAAGCGGGAGCAUGCGGCCCGGCCUCCUGCUGCUGCUGACUUUGACGCCUCCUUUGCAGCCUGCAAAGUGAAGGUGCCGUGGUGGCUGCCUGAGGUCUUCGGGCCGUGGGAGAAAAUGCAGCAGUCGGGUGUGAAGCGCCCUCUGCGCUCGGGAAGGAGCGUCUCAGCCCGCGUCCUCUCGGUCCUGGCCUGCUUGUGUCCGCUGCGACGCGCACAAGGUUGCGGGCAUGAGCCUGUGUACUGGGCGUGCCGGCGGCCAGAGACCGCUGUCCUGCCCGUGUCGCCCGGUCCAGCGCCGCUGCGGGGCGAAGUGGUGGUGCAGCUUGAGGUUCAGAUUCCCCCAGGACCACUAAGUUCAAGGCCCCCUGGGAGUCUGAGGAGCCCUGCCGAGGAGCUGAAGGCCUUCAGAGUCCUUGGGGUGAUUGACAAGGUUUUGCUUGUAAUGGACACAAGGACAGAACAGACGUUCAUCUUAAAAGGUCUGAGGAAAAGGAGUGAAUACAGCGGGAACAGAAAGACCAUCAUCCCCCGCUGCGUGCCCAACAUGGUGUGUCUGCACAAGUACAUUAUCUCCGAGGAGUCAGUGUUCCUCGUCCUGCAGCACGCUGAAGGGUGGAUUAUGCUGGAGAUUAUCUGUGGACACUCUCCCGUCCUGGCUCUCCUCCGCGCUUCGCGGCCGCCCCGUUCUCCAGAUCCCACCCGGUUUCCCGUCGGCCGCCGUCGCUCUCCUCCCCCUUCCACGCUCCUGCUGACAUUUCAGCUGGCUUUCCUCUGCUACCAGGGCAAACCCGAGCAGUCUGCCUCCCAGCCAGACGCGUGGUUCGCAGGCUUUCCACAGCUCCGGGCGCCGCCCCAGCUGCUGACCGGAGCGGCUGUGGCCAGGGAGUUUGUCCUGGGUUAUUUAACAGGGGCAGCGGACGUCCGUCGGGUCUUUGAGGACCUCGACAGAAAGCUGGCGCUCAGCUCCCGGCUCUCCGUGCCGGAGGACUGCGUCCAGAGGUGGGCAGCUGAGCUGGUGGUGGCCCUCGACGCCUUGCACAGAGAGGGGAUCGUGUGCCGCGACUUGAACCCCGACAACAUCCUCCUGAAUGACAGAGGACACAUCCAGCUGACGUAUUUUAGCAGGUGGAGCGAGGUGGAAGAUUCCUGUGACUCCGCGGCGGUGGAGCGGAUGUACUGUGCUCCAGGUCAGCCGGCUCCUGGCCCCGGAGGCCACUGCCCCCCUGGGGGGGGGCGCGGGGGGGUGCAGGGGACGCUGGUGGAGUGCCACCCGGCCGGAAUCAACACCCACACUACUCUGAACAUGCCAGAAAGUGUCUCCGAAGAGGCGCGCUCGCUCAUCCAGCAGCUCUUGCAGUUCAACCCUAUGGAGCGUCUUGGUGCUGGAGUGGCCGGGGUGGAAGACAUCAAAUCUCACCCGUUUUUCACCCCCGUGGACUGGGCAGAGCUGACGAGGUGAACACUGGCGGGUCAUCUGCGUGCGCACGGCCGUCCCAGAGCGGCGUCCGGCCGGAGGCCGCUGCCUCGCCGUCCCCGACGGAGCU
Condylura cristata (star-nosed mole) is the source of this 3009-nucleotide messenger RNA. RefSeq names its product ribosomal protein S6 kinase, 52kDa, polypeptide 1 (gene RPS6KC1). Gene Ontology annotation, molecular function: ATP binding; phosphatidylinositol binding; protein kinase activity. NCBI's taxonomy places the organism in Eukaryota, Metazoa, Chordata, Mammalia, Eulipotyphla, Talpidae. Bases 36 to 2924 code for a protein of 962 amino acids. Gene Ontology annotation, biological process: protein phosphorylation. Gene Ontology annotation, cellular component: early endosome. The record is from RefSeq and is a predicted model, not a curated record. The transcript is spliced from 17 exons.